UUGGAAGAAGAUUUUGCCACAAUUAUGUGCCCUUUGAAAACGGGUUGGUCAUUUUUCUAUCUCAGUUGAGUAUCAAAGGUGGUGCAGAACUCUUGUUCGAUGGUGUCAAAAAGCAUCAGGUGACUUUGCCCUGUCAACCAGAGCCUUGGGAUAUCAGAAACCUGCUAAAGUGGAUCAAACAGAAUCUGUUGAAAGAACGACCAGAAUUAUUUAUGCAAGGGGAAUCUGUGAGGCCAGGGAUUUUGGUGCUCAUCAACGAUGCAGACUGGGAACUAAUGGGUGAGCUGGAUUAUAAACUCCAGGACCAGGAUAAUGUGCUUUUCAUCUCGACAUUGCAUGGCGGGUGAACUCCUGGAAAAACAAGAGGAUGUAAAUCCAAAUCCCUGGGCAAAAAACACCCAAACAAAAACCUAAACCCACCCAAACCUCUCUUGAACUGCCUGUGCCCAGUCUCUGCAUCUUCCCACCGCGUUCAUUUGUUACUAGACACCCAAAUAAAGCCCCGCCAGCAUGCGGCCUACUGUUCACCACAACAGCAUCCAUCUUUUGGUCCUCAUUUCACCUCUCCUGACUGCACUUCCAGGUACCCUAACGAGCAGAGAGCACACACCUGCAGCGUGUGCGACUUUGUCCUUGCGUGACGGGAGGAAGAGGGGUGCUGAACC
This is a messenger RNA of Fulmarus glacialis (Northern fulmar), 665 nucleotides long. RefSeq names its product ubiquitin related modifier 1 (gene URM1). Gene Ontology annotation, molecular function: protein tag activity. The record is from RefSeq and is a predicted model, not a curated record. NCBI's taxonomy places the organism in Eukaryota, Metazoa, Chordata, Aves, Procellariiformes, Procellariidae. The transcript has 5 exons. Gene Ontology annotation, cellular component: cytoplasm; nucleus. Gene Ontology annotation, biological process: tRNA thio-modification; protein urmylation. The annotation marks the transcript as partial.